This is a messenger RNA of Recurvomyces mirabilis, 1728 nucleotides long. RefSeq lists its product as uncharacterized. Gene Ontology annotation, molecular function: poly-pyrimidine tract binding; pre-mRNA 3'-splice site binding. Lineage: Eukaryota; Fungi; Ascomycota; Dothideomycetes; Mycosphaerellales; Teratosphaeriaceae. The record is from RefSeq and is a predicted model, not a curated record. The transcript is spliced from 3 exons. Gene Ontology annotation, biological process: mRNA processing. The coding region runs from base 1 to 1728 and encodes 575 amino acids. Gene Ontology annotation, cellular component: U2-type prespliceosome; nuclear speck; commitment complex.
AUGACCGCCGACGCGACCGCGAUGGCGACCGAGAUCGUCGAGACCGCCGCCGCUCCCGCUCGCCUGCUGGUGGUGGGCAUGGGCGUGGAGGAGGAGGAGGAGGAGGAGGAGGAGGAGGAGGAGGAGGCAGGAGGGAUUUCGAGUCGGGACUAUCGUGAGCGGGAGAGGGAGGAGAGAUAUCAAGGUGGUGGUGGUGGUGGUGGAGGCGGAGGGCGUGACAGAAGGGAUAGGGAUAAUAGAGACUGGGACCGUGGUUCCGCGCGUCGGGACGCCAGACGCGAUGAUGGAGGUGGAGAUAGAAGACGCGACCGCCGCGAUCGGGACCUCUUUGACGACAGGAGGAAGCCUCGCGAAGACCACGAUAGGAGGGAUCGAGGAGGUGAUGGCAGGAACGAAGACCGUGGACGCGAUCGUGAUGAUGAGCGGCAGCUGGAACGCCAGGCCCGACAGAAGAGCGGGAGUCCGCCGCCAAGGAAGGCCAAAGAGCCGACGCCGGAUUUGACGGAUGUGGUGUCUGUGCUUGAGAGGAAGAGGCGGUUGACGCAGUGGGAUAUCAAGCCGCCUGGUUAUGAGAAUGUCACGGCGGAGCAGGCAAAGUUGUCGGGUAUGUUCCCUCUGCCUGGAGCGCCGAGACAGCAGCCGAUGGAUCCUUCGAAGCUGCAGGCGUUUAUGAAUCAGCCUGGCAACCAGGCUGGGAAGAGCGCGCUCAAGCCUGCUACUGCUCGUCAAUCGAAGCGGCUGUUCGUGUACAACAUCCCCUCCUCCGCCACCGACGACAGCGUGAGCGACUUCUUCAACCUCCAGCUCAACGGCUUAAACGUCACGCGCGGCCAAGACCCCUGCAUCUCUGCCCAACUAAGCAAAGACCGCACCUACGCCCUCCUCGAAUUCAAGACCGCCGAGGACGCCACCAACGGCAUGGCGCUCGACGGCAUAAACAUGGAGCCCGAAGCUAUGGACACCAGCAACGGCGACUCCAACGGCAGCUCUGCUCAAGGCCUCCAGAUCAAACGACCCAAGGACUACAUCGUCCCCGCCAUCACGGACGAGACAGAAAACGAAGCCGGCGUCCUCUCCACUUUAGUUCCGGACACCCAGAACAAAAUCUCCAUCACCCGCAUCCCCUCCUACCUCACCGAGGACCAAGUCCAAGAACUCCUCGUCUCCUUCGGCGAACUUAAAUCCUUCGUCCUCGUCACCGAUAACUCGUCUGGCAGCAGUCGCGGGAUCGCCUUCUGCGAGUACAAGGAUGCGGCGACGGCGACGGAUAUUGCCGUGGAGAGCCUGGAUGGGAUGGAGUUGGGGGAGAGCAAGUUGAGGGUUUCCCGGGCGAGUAUUGGGAUCCAGCAGGUUAGUGGGGAGAUGAGUGUUAAUGCUAUGUCUCUCAUGGCCGGGACGAGUGCGAAGGAGGGGGAGGAGGUGGGGCGGGUGUUGUGUUUGAUGAAUAUGAUUACGGUCGAGGAGUUGAUGGAUGGGGAGGAGGCGGACGAAAUCCUUGAAGACGUCAAAGAAGAAUGCAGCAAAUACGGGCCCGUCCUGGACGUCAAAAUGCCCCGGCCUACAUCUGGAAGUCGUCAGAGCAACGGCAUCGGGAAGAUUUAUAUCAAGUAUGAGGCACCCGAGAGCGCGCAGAAGGCUCUUGCGGCGUUGGCGGGGAGGAAGUUUGCGGAUCGCACCGUUGUGGUGACGUUGUUUGGGGAGGAGUAUUUUGAUGUUGGGGCUUGGUAA